Messenger RNA from Strongylocentrotus purpuratus (purple sea urchin), 3161 nucleotides. Its product is annotated as bromodomain-containing protein DDB_G0280777. NCBI's taxonomy places the organism in Eukaryota, Metazoa, Echinodermata, Echinoidea, Camarodonta, Strongylocentrotidae. Bases 141 to 1721 code for a protein of 526 amino acids. The transcript has 5 exons. The record is from RefSeq and is a predicted model, not a curated record.
UUGUUUUCUAAUUGUGUACAGGUCAAGCUUCGAGCAGUAUCGGUCAAGCUUCAAGCAGUUCAGGUCCAGCAUCAAGCAGUACCGGUCAGGAUCUAUAGACCCUAGUCUCAUUGACCUGUUAUCUACUCAACCGGUUCUGAAUGUUAAUGCCACUGAAGAUGCCUCCUAAGUAUCGUCGUAAGACAUACACCAAGAUAGAGAAACAGAUCCUAAUGGAGCUCAUAGAACCGAACCUCCCAGCCAUCACGGACAAACGUCGCGAGGGUAAGGUUCUCUUCAAUCACGACCGCGCCUGGCGUGAGAUCGCGCUCCUCUUCAAUGCUCAUCGCGACACGGUGACGGUGAGGACCAGUACGGAUCUGAGAGGGGCAUGGAAGUACGUGACCCAGGUACAGUUCCCUAAGCUACCCCCCAUGCAGAUUGUGAUGGAGUAUCUCAAUGGCAGGAAGAGACUGGUCAACUAUAGAGCUCUCUUACUCGAUGCUUCUCACUGGAAAAUGGAGGAUGGUGCUGGUAUGUCUAUGCCUAUCACAGACCUGCCACCAGUGAAGGUUCGCGGCAAACGAACCGUCUACAAGCUCUAUGAGAAGGAGCUGCUCCUGGAGCUGGUCACCAACCGUUGGUCUGAUGUCAUGUUGACUGGUCCUGAACUGACCUGUGAGCUACGUAGAGACGGAGCAUGGCAAGAGAUACAUGACAACUAUAAUGAGGACCCUAGAGCCGUUACUCAAAGAUUUCAGGCACUGACCUGUGAAGUACGUAAGGAUGGAGCAUGGCAAGAGAUACAUGACAACUAUAAAGAGGACCCUAGAGCCGUUACUCAAAGAACCAUCCGAGAUCUGCGCUACUGCUGGAAGUACAUGGUACAGCAGGGCCGUCAGGUAGAAGCCAAAUUGAAAGCCCAGCAGCCUGGAGAUCCUCCAUUCAUUCCUUCUCCUACUGAGGCUGUAUACCUGAGGGUUCGUCAAUUGGAGCUGGACUGUGGCAGUCGCUUCCUACCCUUCUACCUGCAGAGCCCUCCUCAUCAGCCAGAUGACAUGUCACCAAACCCUGCAGAGAGUCCAUCUGGACAGCAAGGUCAACCCCUGCAGAGCCCACAGCCAGGACAGGGCCGAGGAAGAGGGCGCCGUGGGAAUGCAGCGAGGCAGGAGGCUUCAAGGCAGGAGGCAGCUAGACAAGAGCAGGCCAGACAGGAAGCAAGACAGGCUGCACAACAGGCUGUUCAGAUGCAUCAGGAUGCUGCUGCAGCGGCUGCUGCACAACAACAGCAGCAACAACAGCAGCAGCAACAACAGCAGCAACAACAGCAGCAACAACAACAACAGCAGCAGCAACAGCAACAACAACAACAGCAGCAGCAGCAGCAGCAGCCACAACAAGCACAGCAUCAGGAAACCACAGCUCUCCAGCACCAAGGAACUACCGGACACCAGUCUCCUGUGCUCUCUCAACACCAACCCACAGUGGUGUCCCAGCUUCAAGAACAGACUUCACAGCAGCCGCAUCCAGCCCUGGCUCUCCUCCAUCAAAGCCAGGCAGCACAGCCAGGACUUCAUCAUGGAUCGUCACCACACCAGGUUCCUGUGUCGCAUCAGGGACAGAGUCCUCAAGCUCUGCAGCAUUCUGGACCCCUACAGGUUCCUCUGGCUCAUCAAGGUCUGGCUCUUAUCCAAGGCCUUGCCUUGCAUCAGGCUACUAGACCCCAGCACACUGGAUCCUAAAGCCUUAACUUCUCUUCCUUCUCUUCUCCCUUCCUCGCUAUCCUUCUCUCCUGCUCAAGUUUUGCUGUAGUGCUACAGUAAGUAUCAAAACAUUCUCUCUUCCCCUUCUCCAAUUUGUUUUUUAAGUUCAAGAUCUUGUUAAGAUCAUUGGUUAUCAAAUGAUCCCACUUCCCUUCAUGUUUAUCCUCCAAACAAAUGUUUUCUUGCCUUUUUUCUUGCUUUUCAUUUGUAUUACUCUGACUGAAAUUCCGACAAUGAUAAAUUAAGAUGAUUCCGAUAACUGUAUUGAGUGUUAUGAUUUCCAUAAAUCUCUUUUUAUUGUCCUGAUCUUCUCAUUCAAAAAAAGAUUAUCACCAUCUUUUGGUAUUAUUUACCUUUUACACUGCCCCCUUAACGAAAUAUCAUUGACCUCCUUUCAGUAAGUAUUGAUAAUACUAUUUCUUUACUGCUAAUUUGUGAUCUUUUAAGUUUUAGAAUUAGAAACCAUGACAAAAACAAUUGAUACGUUAUUGUGUAAAGAUGAUGACGAUGUCAUAAUGAAGUAAGAAUCAGCAAGGGAACUCUUCGUGAUGAUUUUUUUCCUUCUAAAUGUAAAUGAUCUGUAUAUAUUUAUCUGGUGCUUUCUAGUUGCUGUACAUACAUGCCGAGAAGCCAGUAGUAAGCGUAAGAUUGUAAACUGCUGUAAACUGAUUAUGACAAAAUAAAAGUUGAAAUCCUACUCAAUGUUAUUACAUGAAUGUCUUUUAAGUUUUUGUAUGUUUUGUAGCAAUGUGUAGUUCACUUAAGUGCCAAAAAGUUUCUGGCAUAUUCCAUUUAUGUCAAUCAUCUCAUUUUAGAGAUAUCAUGUUAUCAAUCUAUAACCCAUUGACAACCAUGUAUCAUGAUUGUAGGUAGUUUAGUAAGUUCUUAAUUUUGUACCAUACUUAUGUUUGUAUCAAAAGAAUAAUGCAACUCCAUAUUAAUCAAAAGCUUGUAACUUCUUUCGUCAUUGCAUUGUACAUGUCAAAGCAUUUGCCAUUUUGAUGUCAAGAAUAAUGAACAUCUCAUUCUAAAUUUGUCUACUUUAUAAAACACAAGGUUAUGUUGUUAUGAUAAUCAGUGGUGGUAGAAACUGAACUGUACUUAAGGUGUAUUUUUAAAUGUAUGUUAUGCAGCAUAGAUUGAGUUCUAUAAUGUCUUUUCUGCAGUUGUGGAGAAUAUUCCAUUACAAGUAUUGGUAGUUAAUAAUGUAAAGUUUGCAUCAAGAAAAUGGACAUGGUGUUAGUUGAGUAUUAAUUAAAGAGAUCAUUGAUUCAUAUCUCUCUGUUUAACAUUAAUAUUGUUUUAAUUAGGAUUCAGUUAAAGGGCUAUGUGUUGAUGAAAGAGAAUGUACAUAUACAAAUAACCAACCAAAGAACAUGCUACAUCACUCUUUGUCUCCUUGAUGAUCUAUAUACCUGG